CAAAUUAUGGCACAAAUCAAACGAAGGAGGCAGCACUGACCUAAAGUUAACACAGCUUCGUCUUCUUCUUCCUUCUCGGCGAGACCGCAUUUACAUUUCGCCGGUGAACAUUCAAUUUCCGAACGACUUAUCCCUUCUAUUAGCUGCAACCAGUAAUGGCCGCCGGAGCAACCAAAAACUCGAAUGAAACCACACGUGAGCACACAGAACAAGAAAUAGACGAGGACCGAAGCUUCGAAGAGCUAGGGUUAGACGCACGUCUCGUUCGCGCUUUACUGAAGAAACGAAUUGAGAAACCUACUCCAAUUCAACACGUUGCUAUUCCGUUGAUUCUCGAAGGUAAAGACGUCGUUGCUCGCGCAAAAACUGGUUCUGGAAAAACACUUGCUUAUCUUCUUCCAUUGCUUCAGAAACUGUUUACUGCUAAUGUUGAUAGGAAGAAACUAGCUCCUAAUGUUUUCGUUCUCGCACCUAGUCGUGAACUAUGCCAACAGAUAUAUGUGGAAGUGAAGUCACUCCUUGAGCUAUGCAAAGUUCCGCUCAAAGCUGUGCAGUUGAAUAGCAAUAUGCUUGCUACUGACUUGCAAGCAGCAUUGGUUGGGCCUCCCGAUGUUUUAAUCUCCACUCCUGCUUGCAUAGCCAAGUGUUUGUCUAACUCAGUACUUCAGGCAGCAUCCAUUAAUGGUUCUCUUGAAACUCUAGUUCUUGAUGAGGCAGAUCUUCUAUUAUCAUAUGGGUAUGAAAAUGACAUAAAAGCUUUAACACCUCACAUACCCAGAAGUUGCCAGUGUCUUCUUAUGUCUGCAACAUCAAGUGACGAUGUUGACAAACUAAAAAAGUUGAUGUUACACAACCCCGUUAUCUUGACUCUGCCUGAAGUGGGAAACCGUAAGGAUGAGGUCAUCCCUAAAAAUGUUCAGCAGUUCUGGAUCUAUUGUCCUGCCAAUGAUAAGUUGCUCUACAUCCUUGCUAUGUUGAAGUUGGAGUUAGUCCAAAAGAAAGUUCUGAUAUUCACUAAUAACAUAGAUACGAGUUUCAGAUUGAAACUAUUUUUGGAGAAGUUUGGGAUCAAGUCGGCUGUUUUAAAUGCUGAAUUGCCUCAGAAUUCCCGUCUCCAUAUUCUUGAGGAAUUCAAUGCCGGCCUAUUUGAUUAUCUAAUUGCGACAGAUAUCAGCCAGUCAACGGAGAAGGAUGAAGCACCUAAGGAAAAUAUUGUUGGAUCAAAAAAGUCUAGAAAAUAUACAAAGCUAAAAUUAGAUUCUGAAUUCGGAGUAGUAAGGGGAAUUGACUUCAAAAAUGUAUACACGGUUAUAAACUUUGAAAUGCCCCGCAGUGUGACAGGAUACGUACAUCGAAUUGGACGCACGGGAAGAGCAUACAGUUCUGGUACUUCUAUCUCCUUGGUUUCUACAGAUGAGAUGGAUACCUUUGAAGAAGUAAGAUCUUUUGUUGGGGACAAUGAAAACAACGGCUCAAACUCAAUUGCAGAGUUUCCCUUACUCACCAAGAGUGCAGUUGAAUCUCUACGGUAUAGGGCUGAGGAUGUUGCAAAGAGUGUAACUAAAAUUGCUGUCCGAGAAUCACGAGCCCAGGAUUUGAGGAAUGAAAUUUUGAACUCUGCAAAGCUGACGGCUCACUUUCAAACUAAUCCAAGAGACUUAGAUCUAUUGAAACAUGACAAAGUUUUGAGCAAAACUGCUCCUCCUCCACACCUUCGCGAUGUCCCAGAUUACCUAAUAGACAAAACAACAAAAGAAGCAAGGGCAAUGGUUAAGCUUACAAGAGAUGCAAUGGGAAAUAAUAAUCACCGACGGGGAUCCAAGAGAAAAUCAAGGAAAGGCGGUGACCCUCUGAUGGCCAUCUCUGCCGGGGUAUCAAAAAAACCGCACAAAGGUUUUAAAAAGGACGGUGCAAGCAAUGGCAAAAGCAAUGGUGAUAGACAAAAACACAAAAAGACAAAGGCAAUUUGAUAGGGUUGCUCUUUUCGUACAGAGCCUUAUAACUUGGAAGAGGCUCCACAAUUUUGUUGUAAUGUUAUUUCCAAAUAUUGUAGAUCAAAAUAGUGAAGUCCCUUCAUAUUGCCAGAUGACCUCUAUAAUUAUAAAUUCGAUUAAGAUUAUUUAUUUUGAGUGCUCCCCGAGAUGCUUAUCUUAAUUCAAGUUAGUAGAGUUUGUGUUAAGUGGAUAAGUUGGAAGCUAAAUGACAUUGAGAAAAUUAAUGUAAAUUUUUAAGGCCAAUGCUAACAAGCAUCUAUUUGGAACUUUUGAAGGGAA
Medicago truncatula (barrel medic) is the source of this 2273-nucleotide messenger RNA. RefSeq names its product DEAD-box ATP-dependent RNA helicase 16. Bases 156 to 1970 code for a protein of 604 amino acids. Gene Ontology annotation, cellular component: cytosol. The record is from RefSeq and is a predicted model, not a curated record. Gene Ontology annotation, molecular function: RNA helicase activity; nucleic acid binding; ATP binding. Lineage: Eukaryota; Viridiplantae; Streptophyta; Magnoliopsida; Fabales; Fabaceae. The transcript is spliced from 14 exons.